AUGGGCGCGCUGUUCAACGCAGCGCUCAACGGCAGCAAUGACACUCAGCAAGCAGAGACAACCAUUAAACAACCAAACAAAGGAAAACAACCUCAAAAGAGCGAGCAGUACCAUCCCGUCCCCUCGACCUCGCAUCACUCCCAUCAUCUUCCGUCCAACCAUCACAGGUCAAAUGUGAAUGUGUUUUCUCGACCGCAGUACGAUUGGCACCCAGCCCCGCAUCAAGCUCCAUCAGCAGCGGAGAAGGAAAUGCAAGAAUUUCAGGCCGCAAAGUUGAGACUCGAACAGGCCAAGUUGAUCAGCCAGACCUUUUCCCACAUCAACAAUCGUUGGAAGACCAAAAAAACUCUGCGUGCCGAUGGGACGUAUUUUUUCCAGUGGACCAGGGAACUGCGGGAGAUCGGCACUUCUCACCUGUCCGAUCCCGAGUUCUUUUUCGCCGACUGUGACAACUCCACUUUCGAGAAGAUUGGACGGCUCGUAAUUUUUGCAGGAGUUCAUCAAGAUCUGGUCCCAGACAUCCAACCUCUAAAGAAGACUUCCAACAUAUUCAAUCUCUUGAAGAAGAAAUUUUUGGCAAACUCCAGGGCGGCACAGAUGAACUUAUGGCGCCGUUUGAGUGGAAUAACGAUCAAGCACUCCGAGCCGUCGACCGGGGUAGUGUCGCAAAUCUGA
This is a messenger RNA of Puccinia graminis f. sp. tritici CRL 75-36-700-3, 675 nucleotides long. RefSeq lists its product as uncharacterized. Bases 1 to 675 code for a protein of 224 amino acids. NCBI's taxonomy places the organism in Eukaryota, Fungi, Basidiomycota, Pucciniomycetes, Pucciniales, Pucciniaceae. The transcript has a single exon. The record is from RefSeq and is a predicted model, not a curated record.